This is a messenger RNA of Corticium candelabrum, 1053 nucleotides long. RefSeq lists its product as uncharacterized. The coding region runs from base 1 to 1053 and encodes 350 amino acids. Lineage: Eukaryota; Metazoa; Porifera; Homoscleromorpha; Homosclerophorida; Plakinidae. The transcript has 2 exons. The record is from RefSeq and is a predicted model, not a curated record.
AUGGGCAAACGAGAGCAGAAGAAAGGUCGAAGGAACUUGACUGUAUGUACAUGGAACAUACAAACUUUAGUUGAAAACUUUGAGACAAAAUGGUUUGGGAAAGACGUCUGGCGAGUGGUAGAAGGGUUCACUCUUUUAAACUUCAGUAGACCUCUCCCGGUUAAUGGUGAAGUCGUAGUGCGUAAUGAAGGUGUGGGAAUUAUACUAGAUCCUCAAGCUACAGCAGCUUGGAGGGAUGCGGGAGAGGGCUCCUCCAGGUAUAAAGGUAUAAAGGCUAAGUAUUUUUCAGACUUACAAGACACUGGACCAGAUACCACAAACCACAUCCUUGUGGUUUUGGGUGACUUUAAUGCUAGAGUGGGAGUGUUGGGGCAGAGUGAUGAUUUGUGGCAUAAGGUGAUAGGAAAGCAUGGACUUGAUGAGGGGAACCUGGCAGGGGAGAAUAUUUUGCAGUUCUGCACAGCCAACCAACUAACAGUGAUGAACAACUGGUUCCAAAAGAAGAACAUUUAUUAUGGCACAUGGAUGCACCCAGUAACUAAGAAACAUCACAUGAUUGAUCUCAUUGUCAUGAGGGCAACAGGGAGAGUUUCUUGUAGGGAUUUUAAGGUGAUGAGAGGGGCCAAUUGCUGGACUGACCAUAAGAUGAUCAGAGCUAAAUUCAGAGUACGUUUUCCACGAGUUUGUGCAACAAAGGACAAGAUUGCUUUUGCUGUUCAUGAGCUGUCUUUAAAGGCAAAAAAGGAUGAGUAUAGAGAUAAGUUGGAAGAUAAACUUCGGGUCAACACGCACUCCUUGGAGACAUCCACAGAAGACAAUUGGACAACUGUGAAGUUAUCCACUACAGCAGCAGCGGAGGAAUCUGUGGGUAGAGAAAGAAGGAACCAACCAGAGUGGUUUGAGGAAAACACUGAAGUUUUGACGCCAUUGAUUGUAGCUAAGAAUAAGGCUUAUACUGUAUAUCUCACAAAAAACACCCAAACUAAGAAAAAAGAGUUUAGAAAACAUCAAAGAAUUGUGAAGAAAGCAGUAGAUAAAGCCAAAGAGGAAUAG